Molecule: messenger RNA, 469 nt
Organism: Callorhinchus milii (elephant shark)
Lineage: Eukaryota; Metazoa; Chordata; Chondrichthyes; Chimaeriformes; Callorhinchidae
Gene: txna
Product: thioredoxin-like
Source: RefSeq, marked provisional
UUAUUUGAAGAACGUGAAGGAACAAUCCAAGCAACGGGACUAAAGCCAACAUGCCGUGUAAACAUCUCGAAACCCUGAAUGAAUUCAAUUGUGCAUUAAAAGAAGCUGGAGAUAAACUGGUGGUCAUCGAUUUCCAUGCCUCAUGGUGUGGACCUUGCAAAGCCAUUGCCCCAUUUUAUCAAGAACUUUCGGAACAAUACACCAAUGUCAUCUUCUGCAAAGUUGAUGUGGAUGAUGCAGAGGAAAUUACUGAAACGUGUGUGAUCACAUCCAUGCCAACAUUCCUGUUCUUCAAGAAUGAAGUAAAGAUAUCGCAGCUUACUGGUGCCAAUAACGAAAAGUUGAAGGCUCUGAUUGAACAGCACCAGUGAUUCCAUUGUUUAUCUUGUCUCUGAGAACUUGUGUCUUGAAACAAAAUGUACACCGAUAAAUUUGUCUUAAAAGUAAAUUAAAGCCAUUUCAAUUUCUC